GGACAGAGUGGCUUCUGGCGUGCCCAAGGAAGGAAACACCCCGAAUUUGCGGAAGAGGCUGGGGCCCCGGCGGGAAGCACAUGGCGGCCUCCUGGCCUCGCCCCUCACAGCUGUUUUCUCACUGAUUCCUGGCCGAGGUAGAGAGAAAACCAACCAUUGCACUCGCCAUCGACAGACUUGACCAAGGCAGUGCUUGUGUGGGUAAAGUGCUGUCUGCACACUGCAGAUACAGAGUGGCAUUGUCCCUGAUUCCAGCAUUGUUGGGAAAUGAAAAUGUACCUACUAAAAGAGAACAGAAAUAAAAGACUACACCCCACGGAGAAUGAAAAAGGGAGGACUGGGUCACUGAAGGAUGGAGUUCUGAAGAAGAUCAGCCCUUGGUGGGGACCCAGCAUCAUGGUAUGGACAAGGCCACACAGAAAGGCACAGAUGCAGGAAUGAACAGGACCCAUGAUCUCAUGGUCAAACUGGCUGCGGAGGGGGACAGGGCAGAGAGCAGAGGUCCCAGUAGCCCAAUCAGCAGCGGCAGCUGUCCCCGCCGGCCCAGCCCCCCGGCCAAGUCCCCCGGAGUUCCAGCCCCAGCCCGAGGUGGGCACGACGCUCCUGGCUUGUCAGCGGCCGCUCUGCUCCCAUCCAAUAGCCGAAGCCACACAGCUCUGGAGCUUUGACCCAGGGGCAGUUGAGGGCACUUGGGCAUUGGCCGAAGAGGAUCUGGUUGGUUUGCUGCCAGUCCUGAGGGCGGCCCACCCUGCUGCUGGGGAGAGAGCACGGUGCGGGGUCUGGGGUGAUGCUCUGGGCUCAGCCCCUGUGCAGCAGCAGCACCUGGGCCUUGCAGGCGCGUCUCCUAGCCCUGACAGGGCCUGCCCGCCACCCUCCCCACCCAGCCUCUGGGCAGGUAGGCGGUGAGGAGUGGUUAGCAGGCCCAGGGCAGAUUGGCCAUCCGGUACUCUGGGGGCUGCACCCUGAGGCUGCCCUGGCCUCCUGCACCUUCCUGGUCCCUGAGCCCAGGAUGCAAGGAUGGCCAGACCGUCUCUGGCAACCCUGGUGCCUCUGGGCCCCGACUGCCUGCGCCCCUUCACACGGGAGUCCCUGGCAGCCAUAGAACAGCGGGCAGUGGAGGAGGUGGCACGGCAGGAGCGGAACAGGCAGAUGGAGAUCGAGGAGCCCGAACGGAAGCCACGCGGCGACCUGGAGGCCGGCAAGAACCUGCCCCUUAUCUACGGGGACCCCCCACCAGAAGUCAUCGGCAUCCCCCUGGAGGACCUAGACCCGUACUACAGUGACAAGAAGACAUUCAUCGUACUCAACAAGGGCAAGGCCAUCUUCCGCUUCUCUGCCACACCUGCCCUCUACCUGCUGAGCCCCUUCAGCGUCAUCAGGCGUGGUGCCAUCAAGGUGCUCAUCCAUGCGCUGUUCAGCAUGUUCAUCAUGAUCACCAUCCUGACCAACUGUGUGUUCAUGACCAUGAGUGACCCACCUCCCUGGUCUAAGAAUGUGGAGUACACCUUCACAGGAAUCUACACCUUUGAGUCCCUCAUCAAGAUGCUGGCCCGAGGCUUCUGCAUUGAUGACUUCACAUUCCUCCGGGACCCCUGGAACUGGCUGGACUUCAGUGUCAUCGUGAUGGCGUACGUGACAGAAUUUGUGGACUUGGGCAACAUCUCAGCCCUGAGGACCUUCCGGGUGCUCCGGGCCCUGAAAACCAUCACGGUCAUCCCAGGACUGAAGACAAUUGUGGGGGCCCUGAUCCAGUCGGUGAAAAAGCUGUCGGAUGUGAUGAUCCUCACUGUCUUCUGCCUGAGCGUCUUUGCCCUGGUGGGGCUGCAGCUCUUCAUGGGAAACCUGCGGCACAAGUGUAUACGCUGGCCACCACCCUUCAACGACACCAAUGUCACGUGGUACAGCAGUGACACCUGGACCCACAACGACACCUGGGCUGGCAACUACACCUUUGACUGGGAGGCCUACGUCAGUGAUGAAGGAAACUUCUAUUUCCUGGAGGGCUCCAAUGAUGCCCUGCUCUGUGGGAACAGCAGUGACGCUGGGCACUGCCCGGAGGGUUAUGAGUGCAUCAAGGCCGGACGGAACCCUAACUAUGGCUACACCAGCUACGACACCUUUAGCUGGGCCUUCCUGUCUCUCUUUCGCCUCAUGACACAGGACUAUUGGGAGAACCUCUUCCAGCUGACCCUUCGAGCAGCUGGCAAGACCUACAUGAUCUUCUUUGUGGUCAUCAUUUUCCUGGGUUCCUUCUACCUCAUCAAUCUGAUCCUGGCGGUGGUGGCCAUGGCCUAUGCCGAGCAGAACGAGGCCACCUUGGCUGAGAACAAGGAGAAAGAGGAGGAGUUUCAGCAAAUGCUUGAGAAAUUCAAGAAGCACCAAGAGGAGCUGGAAAAGGCCAAGGCCACCCAGGCUCUAGAAGGUAGAGAGGCAGACGGGGACCCAGCCCAUGGCAAAGACUGCAAUGGCAACCUGGAUGCCUCACCCGGGGAGAAGGGAGCCCCGAGGCAGAGCUGCAGCGCAGACAGCGGCAUCUCGGAUGCUAUGGAAGAGCUGGAAGAGGCCCACCAGAAGUGUCCACCAUGGUGGUACAAGUGUGCCCACAAGGUGCUCAUAUGGAACUGUUGUGUUCCAUGGGUAAAGUUCAAGAACAUAAUCCACCUGAUCGUCAUGGACCCCUUUGUGGACCUGGGCAUCACCAUCUGCAUCGUGCUCAACACCCUCUUCAUGGCCAUGGAACAUUACCCCAUGACAGAGCACUUCGACAAUGUGCUCUCUGUGGGCAACCUGGUCUUCACCGGUAUCUUCACGGCAGAGAUGGUACUAAAGCUGAUCGCCCUGGACCCCUAUGAGUAUUUCCAGCAGGGCUGGAACGUCUUUGACAGUAUCAUCGUCACCCUCAGCCUGGUGGAGCUGGGUCUGGCCAACGUGCAGGGACUGUCUGUGCUCCGCUCCUUCCGUCUGCUGCGGGUCUUCAAGCUGGCCAAGUCAUGGCCCACGCUGAACAUGCUCAUCAAGAUCAUUGGCAACUCGGUGGGCGCGCUGGGCAACCUGACGCUGGUGCUGGCCAUCAUCGUGUUCAUCUUUGCCGUGGUGGGCAUGCAGCUGUUCGGCAAGAGCUACAAGGAGUGUGUGUGCAAGAUCGCCUCGGACUGCAGCCUGCCCCGCUGGCACAUGCAUGAUUUCUUCCACUCCUUCCUCAUCAUCUUCCGCAUCCUGUGUGGGGAGUGGAUCGAGACCAUGUGGGACUGCAUGGAGGUGGCCGGCCAGCCCAUGUGCCUCACUGUCUUCCUCAUGGUCAUGGUCAUCGGCAACCUGGUGGUCUUGAACCUGUUCCUGGCCCUGCUGCUGAGCUCCUUCAGCGCCGACAGCCUGGCAGCCUCAGAUGAGGACGGCGAGAUGAACAACCUGCAGAUCGCCAUUGGGCGCAUCAAGUGGGGCAUCGGCUUCGCCAAGGCCUUCCUGUUGGGGUUGCUGCAUGGCAAGAUCCUGAGCCCGCGGGACAUAAUGCUCCGCCUCGGGAAGCCCGGGGGUGCCGAGGAGGCCGGAGAGGCCGGGGAGAGUGACUCCAAGGACGAAAAGGAGCCACUGCCCGAGGAGGACCUGAAGAAGGACAAUCACAUCCUAAACCACAUGGGCCUGGCCGAUGGUCCCCCCUCCAGCAUCGAGCUGGACCAUCUCAACUUCAUCAACAACCCCUACCUGACCAUACAGGUGCCCAUCGCCUCUGAGGAGUCUGACCUGGAGAUGCCCACGGAGGAGGAAACCGACACUUUCUCAGAGCCUGAAGACAGCAAGAAACAGCUGAAGCUCCUCUAUGACGGGGACUCCUCCAUCUGCAGCACAGCCGACUACAAGCCCCCGGAGGAGGACCCUGAGGAGCAGGCUGAGGAGAACCCCGAGGGGGAGCAGCCUGAGGAGUGCUUCACUGAGGCCUGUGUGCAGCGCUACCCCUGCCUCACCGUGGACAUCUCCCAGGGCCGCGGGAAGAUGUGGUGGACCCUGCGCAGGGCCUGCUUCAAGAUCGUCGAGCACAACUGGUUCGAGACCUUCAUUGUCUUCAUGAUCCUGCUCAGCAGUGGGGCCCUGGCCUUUGAGGACAUCUACAUCGAGCAGCGGCGAGUCAUCCGCACCAUCUUGGAAUAUGCUGACAAGGUCUUCACCUACGUCUUCAUCCUGGAGAUGCUGCUCAAGUGGGUGGCCUAUGGCUUCAAGGUGUACUUCACCAACGCCUGGUGCUGGCUCGACUUCCUCAUUGUGGAUGUCUCCAUCAUCAGCCUGGUGGCCAACUGGCUGGGCUACUCAGAGCUGGGACCCAUCAAAUCCCUGCGGACGCUGCGGGCCCUGCGGCCCCUGAGGGCGCUAUCCCGAUUUGAGGGCAUGAGGGUGGUGGUAAACGCCCUCCUGGGCGCCAUCCCCUCCAUCAUGAACGUGCUGCUCGUCUGCCUCAUCUUCUGGCUCAUCUUCAGCAUCAUGGGCGUGAACCUAUUCGCCGGCAAGUUCUACUACUGCAUCAACACAACCACCUCUGAGAGGUUCGACAUCUCCGAAGUCAACAACAAGUCUGAAUGCGAGAGCCUCAUGCACACAGGCCAGGUGCGCUGGCUCAAUGUGAAGGUCAACUAUGACAACGUGGGCCUGGGCUACCUCUCCCUCCUGCAGGUGGCCACCUUCAAGGGUUGGAUGGACAUCAUGUAUGCGGCCGUGGACUCCCGGGAGCAGGAACAGCAGCCGCAGUAUGAGGUGAACCUCUACAUGUACCUCUACUUUGUCAUCUUCAUCAUCUUCGGAUCCUUCUUCACCCUCAAUCUCUUCAUUGGCGUCAUCAUUGACAACUUCAACCAGCAGAAGAAGAAGUUUGGAGGGAAAGACAUCUUCAUGACGGAGGAGCAGAAGAAAUAUUAUAAUGCCAUGAAGAAGCUUGGUUCUAAGAAGCCACAGAAGCCAAUUCCCCGGCCCCAGAACAAGGUCCAGGGCAUGGUGUACGACUUGGUGACCAACCAGGUGUUCGAUAUCGCCAUCAUGAUUCUCAUCUGCCUCAACAUGGUCACCAUGAUGGUGGAGACGGACGACCAGAGCCAGCUCAAGGUGGACAUCCUGUACAACAUUAACAUGAUCUUCAUCAUCAUCUUCACCGGCGAGUGCCUGCUCAAGAUGCUGGCCCUGCGGCAGUACUUCUUCACCGUGGGCUGGAACAUCUUCGACUUUGUGGUUGUCAUCUUGUCCAUUGUGGGCCUCGCACUCUCUGAGCUGAUCCAGAAAUACUUCGUGUCACCCACACUGUUCCGUGUGAUCCGCCUGGCGCGAAUCGGGCGCGUGCUGCGGCUGAUCCGCGGAGCCAAGGGCAUCCGGACGCUGCUGUUUGCUCUCAUGAUGUCGCUGCCCGCCCUCUUCAACAUCGGCCUUCUUCUCUUCCUCGUCAUGUUCAUCUACUCCAUCUUCGGCAUGUCCAAUUUUGCCUACGUCAAGAAGGAGUCGGGCAUUGAUGACAUGUUCAACUUUGAGACCUUUGGCAACAGCAUGAUCUGCCUCUUCGAGAUCACCACAUCUGCUGGCUGGGACGGGCUUCUCAACCCCAUCCUCAACAGUGGGCCCCCGGACUGUGACCCUGACCUGGAGAACCCAGGUAGCAGCGUCAGGGGAGACUGUGGCAAUCCCUCCAUUGGCAUCUGCUUCUUCUGCAGCUACAUCAUCAUCUCCUUCCUCAUCGUGGUCAACAUGUACAUCGCCAUCAUCCUGGAGAACUUCAACGUAGCCACUGAGGAGAGCAGCGAGCCCCUCUCCGAGGACGACUUUGAGAUGUUCUACGAGAUGUGGGAGAAGUUCGACCCCGACGCCACCCAGUUCAUCGCCUACAGCCAACUCUCUGACUUUGUGGACACCUUGCAGGAGCCACUGAGGAUCGCCAAGCCCAACAAGAUCAAGCUCAUCACACUAGACCUGCCCAUGGUGCCAGGGGACAAGAUCCACUGCUUGGACAUCCUCUUCGCCCUCACCAAAGAGGUCCUGGGUGACUCUGGAGAAAUGGACACCCUCAAGCAGACCAUGGAGGAGAAGUUUAUGGCAGCCAACCCCUCCAAGGUCUCCUACGAGCCCAUCACCACCACCCUCAAGAGGAAGCAAGAGGAGGUGUGCGCCAUUAAGAUCCAGAGGGCCUACCGCCGCCACCUGCUGCAGCGCUCUGUGAAGCAGGCGUCCUACAUGUACCGCCACAGCCAGGAUGGCAAUGGCAGCGGGGCCCCUGAGAAGGAAGGGCUGAUCGCUAACAACAUGAACCAGAUGUAUGGCCACGAGAACAGGAAUAGCAGCAUGCACAGCGAGGGGGAUGCCCAACCUGCUGUGGGACUUGCGCCAGUCAGCCUCUCAGACGCUGCCCUGCCUCCCUCCCCCCAACCAGGGCAGACAGUGCGCCCAGGGGUCAAAGAGUCCCUUGUCUAACAGGCAGUGUCAAGAUGGCCAGCUGAGCCCUGGCGUACCCCCUAAAGCUCCCCCAGGCUGCCUGCAUUCUGUGUGGGGGAGCAGGGCUUUGAGUCUGGGACUGCAUCCAGCUCCUUUAUUGGGACAGGAAGGAUUUGGCCACACUGGGGCUGACCCAGGCCUGAGCAUCUGGCUCCCCAGGCCAUGGGAGUCCGGCAUGCGCUCAGGGGCUCCAUGCUGGGCCUGAGGCCUCUGCCUCCGUGAUUCCCCCUCAAGUUGCUCUUAUCUCCUCACAAGCACUGCUGCCCCUCAUUUUGGCCUGGGGGAGGUCAGAGUGUCAGGAUCUCUUCCUCCUACUUGGGGAGGAGCUGGCCUACAGUGGAGGGAUUGGCUGCCCUCCUGUCACCAGAGUCUUAAGGGCUACUGGCCUCUCCUCAGGAAGUGACACAGGCCUCUCAGCCCUAGUCUGGACAAAGAUGUCUUAACCUCAGUGAAAGCAGACACCUGACUCUACGGCACUGCUAGCUUGCCCCCUCUGACCCUGGGGUGCAGCUUCCCCCACCAGCUCAGGAAUUCCCUGGCAACGGAAAUGUGACUGGUCCAGAAAUCAUUCUCCACAAGCCUGAUUGGCCGCUGGAUUCUGAUGCAUUAGGCUGAGAUUGUGACUCCGGAAACCUUUUCCCGGGCCAUAUCUAGGCCCACAGCUCCCCUGGCUGGCCCCUAGGGGAGGAAGGAUUCUACUUGGGAAUGUCCUUUUCUAGGAAACAGGGAUGAACUGUACAGGCUGGGUCCUGCCAGCUGGAUCACUGCACUUGGCCUGAUUAUUGGGACCUGGGGUAGGGCCGGGGCCCCUGGUGCUCAGGAAGGGAUUCUCCUGUGUUCCCUCUCUCCUUUCCUCACUCCUUCUUGAGCACCACCAGGGCUCCUUAUGGUCUCACCAAGCCUCAGUGAUCUCCCCCUUAUCAGCACUUCCCACACCCAUCCCUUCUUCCCUCAUCCUCCCCACAUUUCUCCUCAAAAUGAUUAAGGAUGUUGUAGUUGAGCCCAUGUUAGAGAUUUCAGCACUGGAGCAUGUAGCAGGGAAAGCUCAGCUGGCGCAGGCUCCAUCCUCCAACUUCCUGCUGCCUGGGAAGCAUUUCUGCUGCACCACUGAUCCGGGUGUGGCAGUGCCAGGUUUCAUCUGACUCCCAAAGAACAGAGGCCAAGCUUGGAAGAGGGGGGAAGAGACCCACUCAGGAGUUACUGGGUUAAUUCACUUGUGUGUACCUGUGUGAUUGUGUCUGCUUGUAUGCUAGUAGCCCUGUGUGUAUAGCUGUGUGUGUGUUCAAGUAUGUGACUAUAAGUGUCCAUGUGAAAAACUGCAUAUGGGUGCCUGCAUGUGUGUCUAGGUAUUUUUGUGGAUGUGUGUGUCAGUGCACCCAAAAGUGUCUGCACGUCCAUGUGAGCAUAGCUGUUUUGAGUGUGUGUCUUCUGUACAGAUGUGUUUAUGCAAGUGUGCCUGUAUAUGGCAGAGUGGACCUGUGCUGUGAGUGUGUGGAUAAGUCUGAGCGUGUGGAGUCCCCUGUGGGCCUAAGUUCCUCUUCUUUUUCUUCUUCUUUCUCAUGAACAGUUUGAUUAAAAUUUAGGAAGCAGCAGAACCUUCAAAACAAGAUUGUGUGUACACACAUGUGCACACACACCUGCAUGCCUAUGGGCCAGAGUCUUUCUUAGUGUCUUCCCUGCUCUCCCACCCCUUCUGAUCCUAUCUGGAUGUUCCCUCUCUCUCACUCCCCAUGAGCACCUCUCUUCCCCCUUAUUUGUUGUAGGGACAUGAUGGCCUCAGCUCUGCUCCCCAUCUCCCACCUGUGUCUUCUCUUUGGAAGGAGGAGAAAAGAGGGAGGAGGAGGAGGCUCCCUUCCAUAGAGGACACUCAGGUGGGAGAUGGGGAGCAGAGCUGAGGCCAUCAGUGUCAGUGAUUCUCUUCCAUCAGAAGGCUCGGCCGGUAGAGGGCUGGCCUCUGCCUGCCCAGCACCCUGCCCUCUGCCUUUCCCUCCUGGGCCCAGACUUGCAUGGGCCCCAGAGCCUCAACAAUCUGUUAGGUUGAGGGCGGCGCCAGUCCCAUAUACCAGAGGUGGCAGGUUCAAACCUAGCCCCGGCCAAAAAAAAAAAAAAAAAAUCUGUUAGGUUGGAUUUUCCCCACAGACUUUGUACAGAUUGCAGAGGAAGAGUGAUGAGCAGGGUCCAGCUUCUCCUUGCCUGUGGUCCCCUCCCCUGCAGACUCACACCUCUUCCCACCUGGUCCAGGUUGGCAGACAGGCUCCUUUGUACAUUUCUUACAAUAAACCUUCCCUGGUGCCUCUGGUGUGUAGCUUCCCCCUUCCAUGCCUCUGUGUGCAGUGGGGAUGGGAUCAGAGCAGCAAGAAGGAAGAGGGCUGGCAGGGAUUGGGGCCAGCUGAAAAAGACAUGGGAGCCUUGAGGUGCAGGAGGGCCCACAGCUCCCCCUGUGGCCCAGUCCAGCUCUCUCCUGCCCCUACUCCAAAGCCCCUUAGUUGGAGUCUGAGAGGCCAGGGGUCAGAGUUUAUGCCCCUCCUCCUGCAACAGACAACACCGCACUCCCCGCUAGCCACAGGAAAUACAUGUUGGGACCCUGUGUCCCCAGCCCUUCACUUCUCUGACCCCCUCAGAGACCUCAGGGUGCUGGUGGGCACCCUCAGAGGCACCCAGAGAGCCCAGGGUCACAUGGACCUGUGACAGACAGUAUUCUUAGGUAGUGAACUCCGCCCACAAACCCAGUGGGUGAAAUAUAAUCUUACAUGUAAUUUUAUUUUCUAUAAAGACUUCUGA
Messenger RNA from Nycticebus coucang (slow loris), 9240 nucleotides. It is a transcript of the gene SCN4A, whose product is annotated as sodium voltage-gated channel alpha subunit 4. NCBI's taxonomy places the organism in Eukaryota, Metazoa, Chordata, Mammalia, Primates, Lorisidae. Gene Ontology annotation, biological process: neuronal action potential; membrane depolarization during action potential; sodium ion transmembrane transport. The coding region runs from base 1018 to 6438 and encodes 1806 amino acids. Gene Ontology annotation, cellular component: voltage-gated sodium channel complex; plasma membrane; axon. The record is from RefSeq and is a predicted model, not a curated record. Gene Ontology annotation, molecular function: voltage-gated sodium channel activity; protein binding. The transcript is spliced from 27 exons.